UUGAAUUUUCCUUCAAAAUCGGCACGAACUUUCCGGACGACCCAAUAUAAUGCAAUAGAAAAGCCGAAGGCAAUAGAUAUUUGCUAUAAUCAAUCUGCAUGUUUAGUAAUAAGAAAAAUAGAGAUCUUAUUUUGUAUUGCAAAGUAAUGUCAUUUUAUAACAGUUUGUAAUAUAUUUUAUUAUAGACAAAUAAAAUAUUAAUGUGAAGUAUAACGCGGUUUAAUAUUUUACUCACUUUUUGUGCUAUCAUAAGGCCAAAGUAAACUUCUUUCAAUCUUAUGGAUACAUUAUCAUGUGAUAAUCUCUCACGCAAUGCUUUGAUGAUGCGCGCAUAUAUAGCCGUAUGAUUAUUCCCGAAUUGUGAUAUGUAAACAUUUAUUAAACCGAUUACGUUAAAGCUUUUUUACAAAAGUGAGCGUGUAUACACACGUGCUCGAAUCUUUUAUAACAUGCUUGUAACUGGCCCGUCUACCAUCAGCAGUGCAAAUAUCGCAGUAUUGCUAACACGUCAUCAGAUUUAUUUGCAUGAAGUGAAAGAGUUGCAACAUCUUACAAUAACAUAAAAUCUUAUAAGUCUCCUAAGAAAAUUUGAAUAAAGAAGACUUUCUAACUUCUCUUUUUAUGUUUAACUUAAAUUUCUUACAAUUUUUUAUUUAUAUAAAUCAUUUAUACGAAUCAAUUUUAUGUUUUUAUAGUACAAUUUUCUUAAAUAUUUUUUCGUUCAAGGCGCUUCCUUAUCCACUGCUGAAAAGAAUCCAAGACAAGGUCGAGGCAGCUGUAGUAAAUUAAUCUCAAUGUACUAAUAUUAGCAUAUUUGUGUUAUCAAUUCGCAUUCUACUCAGUUACGUCUCAUGCUCUUAUUUAAGCUUAUGAAACAGAAAUAAAAUUCUUCAAGUAAAAAUAAAAUAAAGAAAUAUCAUAUAAACGAAAACUGUGCAUAAAUCUCAGGAUGUUUCAAUUUAGAUAUCCGCGCUGGACAUGAACUUCAGAAUUUUAACAGUUAUCAUUGAUUCCCUCCGAAUUCUACGUUUGGGCACGAAACACAAAAUUCCGCGAUACGCGAACGGAUGUGGUCUACUUAGUGCUACAAAUGUUUCAAAAUAUUUUCUAUCCUUUUUUCUUUCAAAUAAAAAGAAAGACAGAAAGUGUUUUGAAGUAUUUGUAGCGCUAAGUGGACUGUAUCCAACGCUCGAGAUCCGAGCGUAUUUCUGCCGCUUACAAAAUCUUUCAUCUUGCCGGCAGAAGGCGCCGCCAUCGUGGUGCCAUUGAUAAACAGCUCAUGCUACACGCCACAAAGAGACGCGAGCCGUCGCGACGACGCAAAGAGAGUGCUCCGGCGCGUAAAAUUCUCACGUACCUCCCAGCGCGUUGGCUGACGUGAUCAGCAGCGCGUGGACGCGUUGCACUUGGAAAAUUUGAUUUUCAGUGAAUUCAGUGAGCCUCGGUCGUCGAAACUGCGGGAAACUCUCGGAGGAAAGGAAUUACUCACAGUCGCAGCGACAGCCAGCAACGGCCAGCAGCAGCAGCAGCAGGUAAGAAUUUCUGCAGUGAGGUGCAUGCGCGCGCACGGCGAACACGUGGCAUCGCGACGUACCGACGCCUCGCGUCGUUCCGUCGUCGCAAUGGGCGUCGUAACGUUGACAGCUAACUCGGCCAAGUCAGUGACAUGUCGCGACUCAAGGUCGUGGAGGACAUAUUGCUGCUCGAAGUCGAUUGCUCAAAGUCGAUGCGCGCGCGCGAUUUCUCGCGCUCACGUUUGAACGGUCGAGGAACUGCGCUCGUGAAAAGGCGCAGAAUGAUGGAAUAAAACUCUUAUGCGCGACUUUGGAACGUGAACGACGCUGCAUUGCUGGCGCGGCCAAGACGGCGAGCGGAUUUCGUGUCUCAUGUGCGAUUUAUUUCUCUGUUAUAUAAGAAUCACGCUUCGUGAAUGUGCAAUCGCUGGCCAUCUUGGCUGACGUGACACGUGCUGCUACUCGUGCCAGAAUCCAAACGCGCCGCACCUGCGAAACCUGUCUUCGAAUCGGCGCGACGUCGCUUCGAUACGAAAGCUUGUUGAAUAUCAUUUCUUAUUUAUUCGAGAAUCCAAACCGAAUAAUCUUGAUGGAUCCAAUGUUACAAUAAGGAGGAAGCGGACACUCGUGCACAACGCUAUUGCGUUGCAGUUGGUGCAGGUGUUCCCGCAUGUAUCUUUCAUGCACUGAUAUUUUAUUUUAUCACGAAAUGACUUUAAUUAACGCUAAUUGGCGAACUAAGUCAAUAUGCGCUCAAACGAUCAACGGAAAAACAAGCAUGCUGUAAUAAAAAAAUACUUGUACGGGACAAAUAAGAAUAUGAAGCGAUAACGGUUGUUAUAGCGCGCGCUAUUAAAGAUUGUUGUAAAUAAUUAAAGCAUGAAAUUUGUUAAUAUUGGAAAGUAAAUUAAAUACAAUUUGAGUAUUCUUUACGCACAAGAAUGUGGAAAAUAUACUUUGAAAACGAAAAUAAAAACAACAUAUUACGGCUAAAUACCGCGAUCUAUUUAUGCAUAAUAUUACGAUUGGUAAACACAGUGUUACGUCAUUUUUAUAUUACUUUAACAGUUCUCAAGAAUCCAAUCCAUCGAAAAAUCCAAAUUAAUAAAUGAGCAAGUUUAGAUAUUAAGACUAAAGAUGCGCAAUGAUUUUUUUUUAUUUUUGAUGAUUGUGCAAUGGUUUCUCAUGGUUCGAGUAGUGGAAACUUACAAUUUCUCAGCUCGGAUUCGGUAGGUGCAUAUUAUUACUAUAUAUCACGAUAUCAGCUAUCAGGCAGCUGAUACGUCGUGUAAAGUAGGUCUUUCGGCAGCUGCGUAGUGAUAUAUACCGUUUAUGCGUACGCAGGUUUCUCGGAAAACUGAGAUUUUACAUGAAGAUUUACUAGAUAUUAUUUAUGACCGGUCGCGUGACACACAGUGCACUCCGCGUAUCAGCUCUCAACUGCGAUCCGUUAAAUUAUAUACAUCAGGAAUAAUAAGUUACAGAUCUUUAGAAAUUUCUUUAUUGCAAUUGCUAUAAAUCAUAUAUUAAUUCGAAUAAUUCUUCACUCUUAAUAAUAUCGAUUGUUUCUUCAGUAAUUCCUGAUAUUUGCUUUUUCCAAGUAGCUUGUAUCGAGAAAUUGUUCUAUUUUGCAAAUGUAUUUAUAAUCUUGUAUAUAUGUAGAAUACACACACACACAAAAGUGUUAAUCGAGAAACAUUUGCGCGUUAGAAUUGAAGAAUUCUUUUCGUUGAACGCAUCUCACGUUAAUACUGCGACGAUGUAACAAACAACAAUGUUAUCUUGACUGCGAUUAGGCAUCAAUGACCAAGUUUCGGCGCUUGUUGCGCAGUCGAAAUUAAAGGAAACUUUGGCUCGAACUUCGAACUUCUUAACGCGUCUCGCUUGUUCCUCGCUUCACGGACGGAGCGAUAUCAUGCAAUUGCGCCUAACUCCGACAAUCAAUCCGGCCGUGGCCCAAGUUGACAGCAAUUUAAAAUCGCGUUUGCUCCUUGUAGAGGAUGUCGCGGAGUAGUCUCGAUAACGAUUGAGGAUCAUCUUCGGCACAACCUUGUUCUCACCGAAAACUGACGUUUACGACCGUGAAACGAGAAAGUGUCCUUAAGAUACUCUCGCAAUCGUUCGAUAGUCCGAAGUAUUCCAAUGUCGAUCAUUGACCAUGAUCUCGUUACAUUUUGUAUGCCGGAAGAUGGAGUCGUCGAAAAGUGUCAAGGCGAGCAAGGUGGAGACUACAACUAGAAGCUGGACAGCGAAACCGAUUUUAGGCUCGGAUUUCACGGAAGUUCUACCGCUGCAGGAGGUCUACGUGGGCGUCUUGAGGCAUCGCAGAGAUACCUCCGUAGCGAUCCAAAGUAUAUCAGCCGCCCUGCCUGGAUUCGCCCAUCUGAAGCGUUGUUCCAAUGGCAAACUGCUUCUAGCUCCACUUCGUGCGGAUGAAUCGCACGAAAAAGACUGUGACGUCCUACUUGGUGAAGAUCAGCUGAAAGACCAGUUGCAGAAGAGAGGAUUCGAUGUCUCCUUACUGGAGAACAAUUUCCAGGUGACAAAGGUUCCGACCAGGGCGCCCAGAACGAAAUCGCAGGCCAGUGAAGCUUCGAAGAUCUGGCCGGUAAACUUCCAUCCCGAUCCGACAAUCGAGAGCCUGAUCGACGGCUCGAUUUUUGACGAGAAUCGCUUGCUCGCGAUCGAGAGGAUAAUGUUGUUAGUGACAGAGGCCGCCAAGCUAGAGGCGAUUGGCGACGAGUAUUGCACUGGUGCCGCGGCGGUUGUCGAUCCCGAAGACGGAAGGAUCCUGGCAGUGUCCGCUGCGAGGAUGGACCAGCAUCCGAUGUGGCAUGCUGCGAUGCUAGCGGUAGAUCUUGUCGCCCGGCUUCACGGUGGCGGUGCGUGGCAAUUGAAUGAUAAUUCUGAAAAAGGGCGAACGGACAUAAUUCAGAACGAGAGCGAAACACCCAGCGAUGAAGGGAUGACAGACUCGAACGCUGCGACUGACGAGCAGAGCUCGAAGACACGACUGAGGCGGAUCAAAAGAAGGUAUGAAGAGGAAACGCCGCUCUGUUAUCCGAGCUCCCUGGCCUCGCUGAGGUUCCCAGUUCAGACGCCUCUUGAAGAGCAAACCGAGCGAAAGGGACGACGGAACAACCGCCAGUCCGCCAAACCUGAGAACUCGAAGCAAGAAGAAAACAGAAGCAAUGUGGAGAAGUGCGGGCCCUAUCUCUGCACGGGUUACUGGGUGUUUCUACUGAUGGAGCCUUGUCCUUUGUGCGCCAUGGCGUUGCUGCAUUCCAGGGUCGCGCGGAUCUUUUACGGCACGGCCAAUCGGACUGUGGGUGUUUUGGGAUCCAGAACGGUGCUUCACACGGUGCCGGGUCUAAAUCAUCGGUACCGCGUCUGGAGCGGAAUCCUGGAGCGGGAAUGCCGACAGACAGUGGAAGAAAUCAAUGCACGCAGAAGUCGCGACUGAGUCGCGAAUUUGACGCAGGUUCAUUAUGGAAGAUAAUAAUGCUCUAAAUGGCCGCGUGAACAAUUGGCUGUCUCUGGCAAUAGCUGAAGACGCUGAUGCCGCAAAGUCGGACAAAAGAGAGGACAAAACAGGAGCAAAGAGUACGCAUCGCUAUUGACGUAUCCUGUUCGUUCGUCGUUCCUGCUAACAACUUCUCGCACGGAGAUGCAUAUUAAAUGAUGUUGUAAUGACGUUGUACCAUUUGCAUAACGCAUUGUACAGAUUCCUCCGCCAUGAAGAAAAUAAAUUUGUUUUUAACUAAAAGGAAA
Molecule: messenger RNA, 5285 nt
Organism: Ooceraea biroi (clonal raider ant)
Lineage: Eukaryota; Metazoa; Arthropoda; Insecta; Hymenoptera; Formicidae
Product: probable inactive tRNA-specific adenosine deaminase-like protein 3
Biological process (GO): tRNA wobble adenosine to inosine editing
Cellular component (GO): cytoplasm; nucleus
Molecular function (GO): tRNA-specific adenosine-34 deaminase activity
Source: RefSeq, a predicted model, not a curated record